AUGGGUCCUGCGCCCAAGUUUACUAUCCCUCAAGAAUUUGAGGAUCGUCUGCGCUAUGUGGAACCUGUUGAUCAGCGCUCUGAUGAGGACAUCCUGGCCUCGUUAGAGGAGUACAAGCCUGUCACAUCCGAAAAGAAUAUCUGGGCCUUCUGGGACAAGGGCAUUCGCUCGAUGCCAAGCUGGUGCCAGCGUAACAUCGUCAGUUGGGUCCGACUCUGCGGACCAUCGUGGACAGUCCGCAUCCUCGACGCCGUACCGGACUCGCCGACCACUGCCCUCAAAUAUGUCUCGGCCGACCUUCUUCCCCAAUCAUUCGUUACUGGCACGAUGACGGGAAUAUAUACUGGCCCUCAUAGUUCUGACUUCCUCCGAGGAGCAUGCUUAUAUUCUCAUGGGGGAGUCUACAUGGAUACUGGAAACAUCUUGAUUCGUGACAUUGACAGGAUUUGCUGGAACCAGCUGGCAGACCCCAAUUCACCUUUUGAGGUCUGUGCUCCAAUCAUGUAUGGAACGACCAUGGCAAACCAUUUCGUUGCGAGUCGUAAGGGCGAUCCCUUUAUCAAAUGCUGGCACGACCUGUUCGUGUAUUUGUGGAAGGAUCGCCAGAAUCACGAAGGCUUGAUUAAUCAUCCCUUGGUCUCCUUCGCCUUGAGCCACACGUUCGAGGCAGCAGAACAGGCAAAUUUCGGUUGGGAUUUCAAGGUGCAGCCGCAAACGGUGAUGGAGUACAUCAGCCAGGUCCUGUCCUGGCAGAGACUUUGCAUGCUGGAGAAUGCCAGAGAUGGCUUCAACGCGACCGAAUACUGGUUGAACAAGGUCCUUAUCUUCGACGCGCUGCAGGAAGACUGGGGCGCGGAGGCGACGAUUGGGUUUGGCGGUCAGGUUUUGUUCAAUGCUCUGGCCACAAGACUGGACGCCCCGAAAGACUCCGAGGAAUACAAGACGGCAUACAAGCUGGUCUGGCGUCUUCUGACAGAGUCGAGUUUGCAAAAGAUCACCCACGGAAAGAAUCUGACCAAGACGCCCGCGGCAGGUGUUCUCUGGGAAGAGCCAGGCAACGAAGACAAAGACCACGAACCAGGUACCUUUGCCGAGCUCUUCCGGUAUGGCACCGUCCACUUCCAACAGACGAGAGAGAGCAUCCGGUAUCUAAAAGCUGAGAAGCCACCAGUGACGUCGAACAAGGGACUUCUCGAGCCUUAG
Molecule: messenger RNA, 1203 nt
Organism: Fonsecaea multimorphosa CBS 102226
Lineage: Eukaryota; Fungi; Ascomycota; Eurotiomycetes; Chaetothyriales; Herpotrichiellaceae
Exons: 2
Coding region: 1-1203 (400 amino acids)
Molecular function (GO): glycosyltransferase activity
Source: RefSeq, a predicted model, not a curated record